CUUCACCAAGAGACUUUCAACGUCUCUCUUCCCCUUAAUUACUUAUACCAUAAUAUAAUCUCUUUUUAUUUUCUUAAUCUCUUGGAUUCUGCUUAAAUAUUUGAAGCUUUUUGUUCAACUUCUUGCUCUCAGAUCUCUCAAGCUCCACAGAAAAUGAUGAAGAAAGUAGUGUUGAAAUUGGAAGUAUACAACGAGAAGUCUAAGAAGAAAGCCAUGAAGGCCGUGUCGGGGCUUGAAGGGCUUGAUUCAAUUUCCAUGGAUAUGAAGGACAAGAAGUUGACGGUCACAGGGGACAUAGAUCCGGUGGAGUUGGUGGCAAGAUUAAGGAAGCUUUACCAUACUGAGAUAGUCUCAGUCGGACCGGCAAAGGAGGAGAAGAAGAAGGAGGAGCCAAAGAAGGAGCAGCCAAAGAAGGAGGAGCAGAAGAAGAAAGAUCCAAAGGAGGAAUUGGCUGAGGCUAUGAGGGCCUACCAAGCUCAGUAUCCUCCAAUGCCUGCAUAUUACUGCGUAAGAAGUGCAGAAGAGGAUCCCAAUUCUUGCGUCAUUUGCUGAAUGGUUGGUAAAAUUUUAUUGACAUGCAUGGUGUUUUUCAAGAGGAGAAAUCGGAUGUACAUAUUUGGUAUUGGCUUUUUAUGAUCUAGAAGUCUCUGUGGUAUUUUUAUGUACUAUUUUGUAUUUUUUUUUUUGGUGUGGACGCCAAACUUGUGAUCAAGAAGGCUAAAAUGUUUCUGUGAGUCUUUUCGAUUUCCGAAAAGAAUGGAUAGUCGUGACUUGCCACCAGUUGUCUUCCUUAAAAAAAAAAAAAAAGUAAUAUUUAAGUGAAAAUGAUUUUCGCA
Molecule: messenger RNA, 836 nt
Organism: Pyrus x bretschneideri (Chinese white pear)
Lineage: Eukaryota; Viridiplantae; Streptophyta; Magnoliopsida; Rosales; Rosaceae
Product: heavy metal-associated isoprenylated plant protein 39
Exons: 3
Coding region: 154-552 (132 amino acids)
Molecular function (GO): metal ion binding
Source: RefSeq, a predicted model, not a curated record